AGAGGGAGAACUUGAUAGUUGCGACGGAAGUGGCUGACCAGCGCGUGAGAGUUGGAGGUGUGUUAUGAAGAUGAAACUGAGUCUUUCCAAAGUAGUUGAUGGUUGUCGUCUUGGCAUGCUAUCAAGCCUCAGCAGGAAAGGUGUUCAGUCAAUGGAGAUUCCAGGUUGUCUGCUUUACACCAAAAUGGGAACAGCACCACACCUGACCCAUGACACACUGCAGAUGGUCCAAGGUGUCCCUGUGGUGGCACAAUUUUCCUUUUCAGCAGUAGCAGAACUUCAUGAGGUCUUGGCAGAAUAUAAAGAAGGAAUGGCAAAGUUCAUAGGUAUGCCAGAAUCAGUACUGUACUGCUCUCUUAAUGACCCAGCUACCUGCUGCCCAUCUGGCUACAACAACGAAAAGACAGUUUCAGUAUGGGGAUAUGGCGGGCGGAAGGAAAUGACAGCAUCGACAUUCAUGGCCAUCCAACAGGUUAUCCAGCCAGACUGGUUCCAGUGUCUCUCAGAUGGAGAUACUAUUGCUGAAGUAAUCUCCAAGAAGCGGGCCAAGAAAUCCGUGGAUCGAUCACUGUCAUUUUUAGAUGAGUGUCUUCAACUGCAAGAGAAAUCUCCAGAAUUGCAAAAGAGCUUGAUGAUUGGAGUUAUUGAAGGUGGGGAUGUCUUGGAGGAGAGGCUGAGAUCAGCUAGGGAGACUGCCAAGAGACCUGUGGCUGGUUUCCUACUGGAUGGCUUUGGAAAUAACAUGGCUAAGAAGACCAAGCUGGAACUUUUAUCCUCAGUUAUAGCAGAGCUGCCAGAAGAUAAACCAAGACUCAUCCACAGUAUUGGCAGACCAGAUGAGGUUCUGGAGUGCAUUGAGAAAGGGGUGGAUAUAUUUGAGAGUUGUUUUCCUUAUCAGGUGACGGAGCGAGGCUGUGCUUUGUCCUUCAACCAUAAUUAUCAUCUGAAUCCUGAAACAGCAGAUGGAGAAACAGAUGUGAAGGAAGUGGAAGAGGAUAAAACAAAUGAAACAGUCAGAAGACCUGAGGAAAUGACUUCAUUUGAAAUAUAUUUGAAAGACAAAAGGUAUCAGGAUGAUUUUGGUCCUUUAAUGAAUGGAUGCUCAUGCUACUGUUGUCAGAAUCAUAGCCGUGCCUACGUCCAUCAUCUUCUCGUGACCAAUGAGUUGUUAGCUGGUGUUUUGCUUAUGAUGCAUAAUUUUCAGAACUAUUUUGGGUUCUUCUCCUCUCUCCGAGAUGCUCUGAAAGAAGACAAGUUGAUACAGUUGAAAACACUGAUCAGCAGGCAGGCACUAUGAAGUUAGAAACGGCUUAGUGGAGCACGGAGAAAAAGAACCCGUGAAGCAGGAAGCUCCAUAUUUUGCCUAUCAUCAGUCUCAUGUCAUCAGAAGCACCAACACUUCUGCUCCCUGCAAGUCUCUCCUGGAGUAUUUUUAUCAUUAGCUGUUCUGUGAAAGGAACCAACAAAAUUAGAAACAUCCAGUGCUAACCUCGACAUGAAUUAUAUCUGUAAUCUCCAAAAGGUCGGAAAGUACUAGAGUUGAAAUGAGAAGAAAAGAAUAUAAAAUGCCACAUGAACCAAUGGGGGGAAAUGUCAGCUACUACUUGCUGGCAACUUUAGAAUAUUAUUUUUAAAAUUAUUUGGAAGGAGGUAGAAAGAAGGAGUAUCUUUUCUAGCAGCUCGGCCUCACAUGGACCUCCAGCUUGUCUAGUGCAGAGCUACUAUUUUGCAAGUGGAACCAGGUCACAUCAGCACUCCACACUUUUGCCAGUCAUAGGGCUACAAUUCUGCGUUGUACUUAUCUGUUAAAAGGUAUCAGCCAAUUGACUGAGUUUUUAUAAAAUGUCCCAAAUAAUAGCUUUUUAUCAUUAGGGUGUUGUUCUUUAAACAGUUUUCCUCUUGUGUGUUACAUUUCCCUCUCAUGGAAGUAUACAAAUCAUGAGGAACAUGCCUUGGUUAUAUAUGGUCACAUAAAUAUUGUUAGGUGGUGUUUUGAUAAUAAUGGAGAACAGAGAAGGAAAAAAAUAACCUUGUGUGUCUCAUUCAGCAUAAUCAAGUACUUUUUACUGGAUACCUUUUUGUACAACUAGACUGUUACAAAUUUUUUUCUUAAAUUAUCAUUGUAUUUCAUGGGAACCAUCCGUGAAGCAUUUGUACAUUCCCAGGAAACAGCACUGCAUAAAAAAACAUAGGUUUUGUAAUGUGUGGGUCCUAACAGAGAUCUUUUCAUUCACUUGUGGACAGUAUGCUUGCUACUGUGCAUGAAAAUUAGUAUGUUUACCUGCCAAACAGAUGGGUUUGCAAUCAGCUUUGCAAAGGCUAAUUGCCUGUUUGAAAGAAUGGGGGUGGAGGAGGCUGAAUCCAGACCAUCUCUUCCUUGCAAAUAGGUGAUUUGUACUAUGGUGACAAUUUGCUAAAUCAUGUGAUAAUGGAUUUAAUUUGGAUAUCGAUGAUGGCUGUCACCACUCUCAACUUUGAUACGAAGGUGUAGCACCUUUCCCACACCUGACACCUGUAGCAGCAGGAUUAGGACAAUAAGGUAUCCAUAAUGGGAUAUUUCUGUAACAAACCAGGAGGUGGGAAGGGUUCCAGUCAUGUAUCCUACCACAACGACAGCUUAUAAAAAUAUGUUAAUAAUAUAAUUUAUGAUGCUGCUGCAAGUUAUGCAGUGCAGAAAUCCAUCAUUACUAUAACAUGUGGAAGGAAAAAUAUCCCCCAAGCUAUAUAAGCCCUAAUCUGCAAAAUAAAAAUAAACGUAAUAAAACAUAAUCUUCAAACAAUACAAUAUGAAAGUGUUCAUCCACAAAUGCACAAAAUCUCCAUCUGAUCACAGCCUAGAAUGAAUAUCACAAAAGCAAUGCAGAACAAUUCGGCCAUGACUAACGCCUGGCAAAAUAAAUAUGUCUUUGCUUAGUGCCAAAGAGAUGAUAGUGUCAUGCCAGAUUUUGAGGGAAGGGGCUAUUUCUGCACUAACUUCCCCCACGCUCAGGCUGCUUUUGUCGAGGAGAAGGGCCUCUGAAGUUGAUUUCAGCAACCAGGAAGAUUCAUGUGGUCAGUGGCAGUCCUCAAAGUUUGUCCCUCCCUCCCUCCCUCCCGUUAUUGUGAGACAACAGGUUCUUUGAUGGUGCGGAUUGGGAGGGGAGGUGCAUGCUAGUGAGAUAGAAAAAGAAAAUCUUGCACUAUCUACUCAGUUUUCAGUGAAGGGACUUUUUGCUCCCUAUACAAUCAUUCCAAUGGCUUGUACAGAAAGCAAGCAAGCAAAAAUAGGGAAAAGAACAACCAAAACGUAGCUGGGAUGGCAAAGCAUCCUCCACCAAGGACCCCUGGAUCCACUGGAUUGUUGGUGAGGCCUUCACAUUAUUUUUGGUAAAGGGAGAUGAGACCUUGGAAAUUUGCUGCUGGUGAGGGUGGUCAGUACUGAUGGAACAAGGAUCUGGCUUACUAUAUGGUAGUUUUCUGAGGAGGCUCUUUCAAUGCCUGUGCUGGGAAGAAGUAUGCCUGUCUUCUUCACCCCUUGAUACCCAGUGACUUCCUUGACAAAAGUAAGCCUUCAUUUCCUGCAAGUUGGGACAAGCCCUUUUGGAAUUUCUCCCUCUAGCAUCUGUGGACUUCCUCUUGUGCUUGGCCUAGUCCUGCAAAGUAGUCAUCGCAGACCUCCAGUUGUGCAACCAGCAACCUUCUCCGUCAGGUGCAGUUGCCCAAAGAGUGGGUGCCGCAUGUGGAAGAGGAAGGCUGCAAGCAGUUGCACCAGGUGCCAUGCCAGGGACUGACUUUCCGUACCUGCUGCAACUGACGGCGGCAACAGCAGGCACAGAGGAGGGGCACUGCUUGCACAGGUGUGUAGGCUGAUUCCUGGGAAGUGCUCCACAAAUCCGGGGAGUGCUCGCCAAGAACUUAGACUCCUGGCCACUGCAGAACAGACCAGAGUCCAAGGAGCUAAGCCCAGGGAAUCCAAUGGAUCCCCACUUGCAAACAAAUUCCUCACAUAUCUCUGCAGAUGACUUUGGAAGCUGCAAUAUGAUGUACCAAACAAAAGUAUUUCACUGAUGCACCGCUGACUGAGGGAAUACAGCACUUAAAGCUAUAUAACUUCAUUAAUAAUUUGGAAUUAAUAAAAUGAGUAUAUGAGAAUUUUAUGGGCUCACAGAAGCUCUUCUCAAGAAAGUGACUGCACUCACUUUGUUUAACAAGCUGAUAUAUUUUAGAUGAAAAUGACUGAAACCAUCAAUCAUCAAGUCAAUAACUUGUAAAUCUCUUCCUCCGUGUUUGAACUUUAUUGUUGUGUGAUGGAUU
Molecule: messenger RNA, 4293 nt
Organism: Varanus komodoensis (Komodo dragon)
Lineage: Eukaryota; Metazoa; Chordata; Lepidosauria; Squamata; Varanidae
Gene: QTRT2
Product: queuine tRNA-ribosyltransferase accessory subunit 2
Exons: 9
Coding region: 65-1297 (410 amino acids)
Molecular function (GO): tRNA-guanosine(34) queuine transglycosylase activity
Source: RefSeq, a predicted model, not a curated record